ACGACGUCGUGGCCUCUCUUCGGCGACGCUCAGGUUCUCAAACACGCACGUACGAUCAACAUCGAACUAGUCUGCUGCUGCGACGCGAGCACAGCGCAGCGUCUGCCGUCACCUGGCUGUCGCUAUUGGAGACCGGUGACUGUUCAUCGAACGUUUACCCGAAUAACCGGCUAGCUUUUCACAGACCGCGGACGCGUCGCAACCAAAGGCUAUAAGAAUGCCAGGAUCAUCGGAGAGCGAGAACGAGCCGGAGGCGCUCGACGAACCACUCUUUGCCAUCCUGGACAUAGUGUUGAUCGCUAGUCUCUUGUUAGUGGCGGCAUGGUGGCUCUUCAAGAGGACAAAGCGGGAGGACCUCACACAAGUGACAAAAUCCUACUCUAUCCAACCGACGUCAUUCGCCGCGGUGCCACCGUCAGAGAAUUCCUUUAUUAAGAAAUUAAAGACCUCCGGGCGAAGUCUGGUAGUAUUUUACGGCAGCCAGACAGGUACGGCUGAAGAAUUCGCCGGUCGUCUUGCCAAGGAGGGCAUCAGGUACAAGAUGAAGGGUAUGGUGGCCGAUCCCGAGGAGUGUGACAUGGAAGAGCUGGUACGCCUGAAAACUAUCCCCAACAGUUUGGCAGUGUUUUGUUUGGCCACUUAUGGCGAGGGUGAUCCCACUGAUAAUGCGAUGGAGUUCAUUGAUUGGCUCAAGAACGGUGACGGCGAUCUCACAGGACUAAAUUACGCGGUAUUCGGACUGGGUAACAAGACUUACGAGCACUAUAAUGAGAUAGGCGUAUAUGUCGAUAAUAGAUUGGAGCAACUGGGUGCUACGCGCGUUGUCGAGCUGGGUCUUGGGGAUGACGACGCAAACAUAGAGGAUGAUUUUAUCACGUGGAAAGAUAAAUUUUGGCCAGCCGUCUGCGAGUUCUUUGGCAUCGAGGGAGCUGGCGAGGAUGUUAGUAUUCGACAGUACAAGCUCACAGAGCACGUGGAUCUGCCGAACGAUCGUAUCUACACCGGAGAGAUCGCGCGUCUUCAUUCCUUCACGAAUCAGAGACCGCCGUAUGAUGCGAAGAACCCAUUUUUGGCUCCUGUGAAAAUGAAUCGCGAAUUGCACGGCCCGGCGUCCGACAGAUCGUGCAUGCAUAUAGAGUUCGACAUCGACGGCUCUAAGAUGCGUUACGAGACGGGCGAUCACUUGGCCGUCUAUCCUGUGAACAACCCAGAGCUAGUGAACAAAAUUGGCGAACAAUGCGGCGUGAAUCUGGAUACUGUUUUCACCCUUACGAAUACAGAUGAGGAAUCUACGAAGAAGCAUCCGUUCCCUUGCCCUUGUAGCUACAGGACUGCUUUGACACAUUAUUUAGACAUUACGAGUAACCCGCGCACCCACGUUCUUAAAGAGUUGGCAGAGUACGCGACUGAUCCCGCAGAAAAGGAGAAGCUGAAGCUGAUGGCGUCGACCACCGUGGAGGGCAAAGCGGCCUAUCAACAAUGGAUAAUUCAAGAUAAUCGCAACAUUGUGCAUAUAUUGGAGGAUAUUCACAGUUUGAAGCCACCAUUAGAUCAUUUGUGCGAAAUUUUGCCACGGUUACAGUGUCGAUACUAUUCAAUAUCCUCGUCUCCGAAGAUUUAUCCAAAUUCAGUUCAUAUUACGGCAGUGGUGGUGGAAUACAAAACCCCGACUGGCAGAACAAACAAGGGUGUGACGACCACCUGGCUGAAGGAGAAACAUCCCACCGAUCCGCCCUGUCUCGUACCGAUUUUUGUAAGGAAGUCUCAGUUCCGUUUGCCGACACGCCCGAGUACUCCUAUCGUCAUGAUUGGUCCGGGCACCGGUCUAGCGCCGUUCAGAGGUUUUAUACAAGAACGGGAUUUCGCGAGAAAGGAAGGUAAAGAGGUGGGCGACACGAUACUGUACUUCGGAUGCAGAAAAAGUCAAGAGGACUUUAUUUAUCGUGAUGAGUUAGAGGAAUAUGUGAAGAGUGGCUUAUUAACGUUACACACUGCGUUCAGCCGUGAGCAAGCGCAAAAAGUCUAUGUCACACACUUGCUCGAGAAUAACAAGGAAGAAUUGUGGCGUGUCAUUGGCGAGCAAAAUGGACAUGUUUACGUUUGCGGAGAUGCAAAAAAUAUGGCUCGCGACGUGCACAACAUAUUACUCAAAAUGGUUAAGGAACGUGGCAAUAUGUCGGAAGUUGACGCCGCAAAUUACAUCAAGAAAAUGGAGUCGCAGAAGCGAUACUCUAGUGAUGUUUGGAGUUGAGCCAUAUUAAUGGUAUCAUAAAGAAAGAUACAGAAGUAUUUUUUUAAGUGUGAGAGUCAAAAGUUGAUACUUGAUUCGUUCAAGCGACAUUAGUAAUGAUAUUCAGCCAAAUCCCCUCUCAUAUAUCUUCAAUAAUUUUCAUCUGGUGAGUUUCAUCUCAUCAUGUCCUGCUAAAUAGAAUAACUAGUUGAAUUACGUUCGAUAGCCAGAGACGGCAUUACGUAUAGUCUUUUUUGAAGUUUGUGCAAGGUAUUUAACUGUAUUGGGAUGCAUUUUUGCUAUUUGUGCCUUUGUAAAAAGCAAAGUAAAUUUUAAAUGUUUAAAUUAUAUAUUUAUAUAAAAAAGUUAUAUAAAAAAGUUAUAUAAAAAAGCUAUAUAAAAAAUUUAUAUAAACAAUUUAUAUAAAAAAUUUAUAUUAAAAAAUCGAUUUUUUAAAAGUAGUAAAUACAUACGUGACAAUCACAGACCAUUUUAGAGCAUUCAUUAAUUUUUCAUUUUCACAAUCUUGAAAUAUUCGAACUUAUUGAGUUUUUGCUGUGUGUACACACACACACACACACACACACACACACAUAUGUAUAUUCUUAUCUGAUAUGGUGUCUUAUCAAGAAUGCACUAAUCUAUAAAAUGAUUAUAAGAUUAUUUUAUAUAAUAAUUUUAUAAUCUUGCAAUAAUUUAUAUCAAAUGUAAGAGAUCACUUUUGGACUAUCUAAACUUUUUAUAUUCUGCAAACAAGAUGAGUUAGAUUAGCAUAUCUUUGCUUAUGUUUAAAUAUUUUAACAUUCAAGCAUGUCGUUUAUAAAAUAUUGUUGCCUCUGGUCAUCGUUAUGUGAUAAGUACUUUUCAUGCAAAUUGUACAGUUUCAUUAAAAUUAUACUGUUUUUCAUUAUCAUCCGUGAUAUCAUCUGAUCGCAAUUCGCCAAUUUAGUUAAGUCUUACAUCGAAUAUAAUAAUAAUAGGCAAAUGUAUACAACCAAUAUAAUUUCUUUUUGUAAGAUCAGUAUAUAGUUAAUAUGAAUGAUUGUUAUUUCGCAAAAAGACUUUGCAAUUGUUGAGUUUUACACAUGAGGCAAGUCUGAAAUUGUGUCUUCUUCUCAAUAAUAAUUACAUGAAAUACACUCCUUCGAGAGUGAGAGAAAGAGAGGUGCUAUUGGUCUAUAUCAAUUGGUGAUAUUAGUCAGUAUAUAAGUAGAGUAGUGUAAUCUUUUAUUCAAUGUGUAAAGCAAAUUUAUUUCAAUGUUUAAUAAAAUGACUUUACGCUCAGUUCGUGCGUAUGAAUGGUGUGAACCAAAGCGAUCUAUAAUGAAACUUAAGACUAAGAGAACCUUUUACUAACAAUUUGAUUCAUUGUUUAUUCCAUUGCGGUCACCGCAGCAUACAAUUUGCAAAUUAAAAUAGUUAUUAUGCACGCACUAGUUUCUGUUAACUUGGGUUAACUUCCCAGUCUCUGUAUAUCUAGAAUCGACACUGAUUAUAUGUUGAAUUAUCAAUGUUGCUGAUACAGUAAUAAAAAUGUAAUAUUGUAAAAAAAAAAGUGACUAAUCAAAUGAAUAAUUGUGAAUAAAAUAAUCACGUUGGUUGUUCAGCGUUUUUAACGAUAUAUGUAAAGCUGUGUCCUACAACGAUUGUAAAAUAAAUUAUAAUGAAUUA
Molecule: messenger RNA, 3901 nt
Organism: Solenopsis invicta (red fire ant)
Lineage: Eukaryota; Metazoa; Arthropoda; Insecta; Hymenoptera; Formicidae
Gene: Cpr
Product: NADPH--cytochrome P450 reductase-like
Exons: 11
Coding region: 218-2251 (677 amino acids)
Biological process (GO): response to hormone
Cellular component (GO): cytosol
Molecular function (GO): FMN binding; NADPH-hemoprotein reductase activity; flavin adenine dinucleotide binding
Source: RefSeq, a predicted model, not a curated record